Messenger RNA from Bombus huntii, 2436 nucleotides. Its product is annotated as histone H2A-like. The transcript has a single exon. The record is from RefSeq and is a predicted model, not a curated record. Lineage: Eukaryota; Metazoa; Arthropoda; Insecta; Hymenoptera; Apidae. Gene Ontology annotation, molecular function: structural constituent of chromatin; DNA binding; protein heterodimerization activity. Gene Ontology annotation, cellular component: nucleosome. Bases 158 to 532 code for a protein of 124 amino acids.
GCAGCGCACCAAUGGCGUGCGAGCUCGCACGCCAUUGGUCCGCUUGAGUUCAUAACGGUCGGCCUAAUAAAGGCAGAGCUGUAAAGAAAACGGAAUAUUUCUCUCUCACAUCUGUUGGAGUGCAUUUGUGGUACUUACCCCAAGUUCAACGUAAAACAUGUCUGGCCGCGGCAAAGGUGGAAAAGCCAAGGGAAAGGCAAAGUCUCGUUCGAACAGAGCUGGCCUGCAAUUCCCUGUUGGUCGUAUUCAUAGGCUUCUUCGUAAAGGAAAUUACGCCGAGCGCGUCGGUGCUGGGGCACCUGUAUACUUGGCGGCCGUUAUGGAAUACUUGGCGGCUGAAGUACUAGAAUUGGCGGGAAAUGCCGCUCGUGAUAACAAGAAGACGAGAAUUAUUCCACGGCAUCUUCAGCUCGCCAUCCGUAAUGAUGAAGAAUUGAAUAAAUUGCUUUCUGGUGUUACCAUCGCUCAAGGUGGUGUCUUACCGAAUAUCCAAGCAGUCCUGUUGCCUAAGAAGACUGAAAAGAAGGCUUAAUAAUAUACACGUCAUUAUAAAUGGUCCUUUUUAGGGCCACAAAAUAUUUCAUUACGAAGGAAUUCUUUUGUGUUCAUAAUUCAAUAGAAUGCGUCUAAUGUUUAAUAUUUUUUUCAUCUUACCAUGAAGCAAUCAGUAAAAGUACAUAAUUUAGAAGAAACUUUUUACCAUAAAUUUUGCUACACAUAUUGUGAGUGAAACAGCUAGAGAAAUUCUCUUUUUAUGUAAGAUGUGUUCGAAAAUUAUGUUCAAGCGGGCACGAGGUGAUCCAUUAUAAAAUGAUAUAAAAAGAAAUAUUUUUUCAUAUGACAAUUCGUUCACGAAGAAGUCAACUUUGAAAGCUUGUCAUAUGUAGUUGAACUUGGCUAACUAUCGAUCGGAUAUAGCUAAACAAUCAAUAAGAGGUUAUUCUACAUAUGAAAAUGAGUCACAAAUUACAAAAAAUUUUUUUGUCUAAGAACAUUUUCAAGAAACUGAAUGGCAUACUUUAUAAUACCCUUAACUUUUUUUUAUUUUUCUUUUUUUUUUUUUUUUUUUUGGUAGACUAUUUACAAUCAAUUCUCAUUGAGAAUCAUAAGUAAAUUCUUUUGACGUGGUACUGUAACUUCAGAGUUUAUAGUAUGUUUGAUUCUAGUUGAAUCUAAUGUACCCUUAAGGCUGAGGUCGCAAAUCAUACCAUUUUAUUUUUCUAAGACUCAUAGUACAAUUACAGGAAAUCAAACGACCUUUAACCCUUAGAGUGCUAUGGACGCUUAUAUGCGUCUGGCGAAAGCUAUCGCUGUGGGCUAAGGACACAUAUAUAUGUUUUCUGUAAGUGCCCGGCAUGCACUAAGGACGCACAUAUGCGUUUGCCAAUUUUUCUGAACACCUACGUAGAUGUAAUACUAUUACGUUUGUGUGAGAUAAAUAUAAAUGCAUUCCUUAUAUGUAAUGCAUAUAUUUUAUAUCAAAAAUCUACUGCUUCGAAACAAAAAUUUAGUGAAUUUCAUUUAUCGUUGAUAAGAGACAUUUUACGAAAAUAUUUCCAACGUAGAAGCAUGGUAGGAGGAGGAAAGAGAAAGUCUGAGGAUUUACCAUUUCGUCUAAUUGAUAGGCAUUUUCCAUCAAAAUGCCCUAAUCGUGUCGGCACAACACAAUUAUCAAGAAGAAAAUGUGUUGUUUGUGUGAAAAAUAAGAGAAGGAGCGACACGCGAUACGAAUGCAGAAAAUGCGAUGUCGGAUAAUUGUUUCGUAAUUGUUUGUAUCGAUAAUUGUUUUGAAAUUUUUCACACACAAUUGAAACUUGUGUUAUAUUUACUAAAUUUAGUUUUCUAGUUUAUUGUUUUCUAGUUUAUUACCCAAAUUCUAGUUUAUUGCAAAUUUCAAUGUUUAUAAUAAAUAAUUAAUACUAAAAAAUAACGCUCUUGAAUCAUUUAAUCUCGUGCAAAAGAAUUACUAUAACUUAUUACGAUUUGCGCUUUGAAUAGUCAAUCAACAGGGUUCAGUCUAGCGAAAAAAUAUUCCGUCCACAGCGAUCGUCAGGGCUGGUGUAACAUCAGUCUCAUCUCAACCAUGAGAUAGCGACCCCGAGCUUUGGACUCCUUUGGACACAUCACCACCUUAUCGUCAUAGCCUACACAGAAGGCUAUGACACACCUUAGUCCACAUCAUAGAUAAAGGCUUCGACUCCUGGCCUCCGACGCAUCAUCGGCUACACAGAAGCUAUGACACACCUUAGUCCACAUCAUAGAUAACACAUAGACCCCCGACCUUCGGACACUUCUCCACACCAUAACCUACACCUAGCUCCUCAACAUCCUAAAACCAAACGUAUAUAAACCGAGACUUCACCCAGCUCGGGCAGUUCUUGUUCCUCUUCUAGUUGCUGUACUCAUACAACCCCUAUUCUCCGGUUCGGUGUUAUU